AUGUCAACACAGAUACCCUCUGAACCUCCACAGACGACUAAGGAUCUAAAACCACAAGACUCGAACAUGUCUCUGUACGCAGACCUCACCUUUCAGGACAGUGUGAAGGAGCAGCUCUUCAGGUGAGGAUCACCCCAGAUUAGAAACAUGAUCUUUCUUUUUAAACCCUGUAAAAGUUCCUGCUCUAGAAAGUUUCAUGUGAGUAAAUGUUCAUGCUUUUGUCUUUGCAGGUGUAAACUCAGCAUGCUGGAGAAGAAAUGCAGCACUGCGUUGGAGAAGCUGAAGGCUCUGAUCGGGGAACACCUGCAAAACGGGAUCCCGGUGUCAGACCUCAUGGAGAAAACCAAGUCUCUGCUCACCCUGAGGAAAGCUCUGCUGACGCACAACGGCUACUCCAAAUACUCCAGAGACAUUUUACAGCUGUUUCCAGAUGCAGAGGAGGACCUGGCUCCCCUCUGCUGCUGAGGAAACAACAGGAAUGGACUUUAAAAAUCACUUUGAGCUCUGCAGCUUGAAUGAUUUGGGAGUAAAGGUUUCUGUGAUACCAGCUGCUGAUGCUGGUGUGUGUGCAGAAAAUCGGUCAUUUAAAGAGAAAUGCAUUUGUUGCAUUGGGAGAUCUACAGAAAUGAUAAAGUUUUAUAUGAUGUUGUGUCAUUUUGAAUUGAAGCUGAGCACAAGGAAGAACAUUUUAUGGGCUGACUGAAAAGAAAAGUCAGUAUUUAACUUUUAAAAACAUGUUUUGCUGCUAUAUGUGAGAUUUUUUUUCCCUUUAAUUAUUUUGAUUAAAUGAGACCACAAUAGACAAAACUGGUCUUUAAAAUUUGCAGGAUUUUAUUCUUUACUUGUUAAAAUCUUCAGGACCAAAAUGUUUUAAAGUUUAUUGAUUUACUGCAGGAAAACCUGUUAUUUUCUUUCAGCCAAACAGAGAUUAAUAAGCUAUUCUUCCUGCUUCAGAUGCUGUAUUUGCUCAUCCUACAGUUUGCAUACUGCCUUGUUUCAAGGUAUACUUUAGCACAUUUUUAAAAACAAACCUUUCUUCUAGAAAGGGAUUUUUUUUAUUGUUUUGUGUAUGCCAUGUAUGCAUAUUUUGUUUUAUUCAUCCUGUUUUUAUUUUAUUCAUCCAAAGUGGAUUGAAAAUUGUUUUGGAGUUUUUUUGGAUUUCAAGAAAAUAAAUAUGUCAGAGAUUUA
Xyrichtys novacula (pearly razorfish) is the source of this 1188-nucleotide messenger RNA. The record is from the annotation of a GenBank genome assembly. NCBI's taxonomy places the organism in Eukaryota, Metazoa, Chordata, Actinopteri, Labriformes, Labridae.